GCUUUGCAUUAGAGUCCAAUCGGUGGUCUGGCCGGGAUAAAUAUGGGUCAAACGCACGUUCUACAAAAAGUUCCGGAUAAAAAGUGAAUGAUUUGUAUAAUCAUUAUACAUGUACUAUAUACUUAUAUAAUAAUUUAAAAUAUACAUUAAUUGUUCGAUUAUUAUUAUUGUUAUAGUGCGUUAUUUGUGAAUUAUAAAAUUAAUCAUUUUUAUUUUAUUUCCUUUCAUUUUUAACUGCAGUGAUUAUAAAAUACGUGAACAAGACAUUAUCAAAGAACACAAAAAGUUAAUAAAUUUUAUGACUAUGAAAUGAGUCCGAAGACAGAACUGAUGUUAUUAUUAUGAGUGAACUUCAAGCAACUGUAGAAUUUUCUGUCGAGUACUGCAAAUUUUAUAACAUAGAUCUAUUUCAAAGAGGAUUAUAUCGUAUUCGAACUGAACUUAAAGUUUCUCCUAAACUCUCUGUUCAAGUGGAAGUCAGUUUAAAAAAACAUCAACAAAGACAAGAUAAUCAAAAGUCCCCUCAAUUAUACUAUGUUGAAAAUGGAGAGGACCUUGGGGUCAGUAAAACGUUUCGAAUACUAUAUCGACAUGAGGAAAUUAUGCUCGACGAUAUAAUAUUGUUUAAAGCACAUGUCCUGGUAGACAGUCAAAAAUUACAGGAUAGUCUUGAAAGAGCUGGAUUUAUUUUAAAUGUUGAAUUAUGGUUUGGAGAAAAUGGCUCUAUGUGUUGCGUCUCCAGCAGAACUCUUCAACUACAUGUCUGUCCAGCGAGAGGAUUACAUUACCACUUACCAGUAUUAUUUGAUUACUUUCAUUUAUCAGCUGUAACUUUGACUAUACACGCGAGUUUGGUCGCUUUACAUCAACCCUACAUUAAAAAAAGUAUCUUGAAUUAUAUGCAAAGUUGUGCUCCUAGAACUGGUAAAACAUGGUUAACAAAUAAUACAAAUCGAUUUAAUUUUCGGCCAUCACAUUCCAUAGAAUCUGUAUUUUUUGGCAACGCGAAUGGCCAAAACGGGACCACUAAAUGUGUCGGAAGCUCAGGGAACAGUAACAACAACAAUCAUGUUAGUCGUAUGCUUAAUGCUCGACUUAUUCAUCGCGAAGUUUGUUCAUUGUUAUCGGAAGCUUUCGACAAUCUUCAUUCCACAAUUGCUCAAUAUAAUAGAAUAAUGCCGGUAUGGCAACAAGUUGAAACACCUGCCGGCCUUAAAACUGCUGUUACAAUUCCUCAAACAAACAAAAUACUAGAUGAAGAUGAAUUUCUAGCCUUAGCAAAUAGUAGUAUAGCUCAGUUAUGUGCUCAAAACAUAUUGCUAUGGCAUCAUUUUUUAGAUAAUUUUACAAAAAAACAAGCCAUAAAUCAGCAUCUUUCUAAAAAACACCAUCAACUUCGAGUAAGGAGAUUUUCCGAAGCCUUUUUUGUACUAGAAAAUCCGAGGCAAAGUGCAGCGGGUUGUUAUGAUGAUCAUAAUAAUUAUCAACACUAUAGAUCAGUAUCAGAAGCAGCUAGAAGAUCUAGAUACUUAGCUUCAUUGCCACCUUUACCUGUUCAUUGCUCAGCAACAGAUGGCGAUCCUAUCACUUUGCCUGUAAUUUUUGAAGAUCAGUAUACAAAACCUGGAAGUAAUAAUAGAAGAUCAGAUAAUGGUGAAUCUUUUAUUAACUCGUGUGACAUUCCACUAAAUACAUUGCGACAAACACUCUUACUAAAUCAAGAUUGUAGUUGCGGUAUUGCAGCUAUAUUAGAAUCUAGAAGAUGUAGUCAAAUGGCAUCAACUGGAAAAUUACUUAAAGUUAAAGGUACGGAUACAAAUCAAAAACCAGACAAUCAACGUAUUAAAACUAGACACAGCAAAUCUUUAGACCAGUUGUUAAGAUCAACUGUAAUGGAUACACCAAUGUUAUCAUUACCGCUUAGUUUUUCAAGAACUUUCGAAACAAAUAAUAAUGGCAAUCCUACUGAAAGAUCAACAAUACCAAAGCAUACAAAAUAUAAAAAAUUAGAUCUUAUUCAGAAUACUAAAGUUAUGACACUGCCUCGUCGUCUAAAAGAUAAUAUCAAACCUCCCGAGUUUCGAAUACAGCCAAAUGGUUAUGCCUCUUUACCAAUACGAAGAAAUGAUAGGCGAUCUUAUCGAUCGAUGCGUAUGACAGAAAAAAUUAAUCCAAUAGUUGUAAAUAAGUCUAGAUCACCAUCGUCCGGCGAGGAAUCUCCGAUUUCAAAAUUAGGAACUAGUGUUAGUGUUCCACUUCAGUUAGAAGCACUGAAUACAUCACCAAUCAUGGUUAAAUAUUCAAAUAGUACCACUUCUAUACCAGAUUUAGUAAACGAUAAAGUAAUUUCGGCCGUAGCGAACAGUAGUGAAUCAAUGCCAGACUUACCAUCAACAGUAGUGACACGAUUUUCAUCAGUUUCUGAUAGUGAAAUAACUUCAGAACAAAGUGGAUGGGUUUCCAGUCGUCAGUCUUCGACAUCUUCAUUUUCUGGUCAAAUUACUCCAAAAGCGGAUGAUCCGUAUGAUACAAAACACGAUUUGUACAUAGGGAGAGAAUUACAAAGGAGGUUGUUAAAAUUACUCGAAGAGUCACCAAAUAGAAAAAUGACUAUAACUGAAAAAAAAAUAAAAUCUUCUAAAUGUAUUAAACAAUCUGGGGCUAAUAGGUUAACGUCCAAUGAUCAGUUAUAUGAAGAAGUUCGCUUACCACCGCCCAGACAAUUUAGAGAUAUUCCUCUACCUCCUGAACCUUUUAGAGAUACGAUUCCUCCACCAGAUUCAGUUGACAAUUUAUUAUACCAUAUGUAUGAAACCGUAAAAGAAGCUAGAUGGAAUGAUCAACAUCGAUUAGCAAUGAGACAGAAAAAGUUUUCAGAAAGUUCUAAGAAACCUAUAGCCAGAACUAAGAAAAAUAAUGCGGAACCGGAAUACUACGAAGACGAAACACACAAAGACAUAAAAGCUGAUGGCCGGAUUCAUUCUUAUAACAGUGUUGAAGACAAUUCAAUGUUUCAGAAAUAUAAGGAACAAUUUAAAAAACAAAUGAGUUUUACUGGUAUUAUUUAUAGUGACGCUCAUAUAUUAGCUUCAACAUUACCAUACUUUCAUAUCAGCGAAGAUUUACGCAUGUUCUCACCCGAAGGUGUUCAUCUCAUAGUAUGUGUCCACGGACUGGACGGUAAUUCAGCUGAUUUACGUUUAGUUAAGACAUACAUCAAAUUGGGUUUACCUGGUGCUCAUCUGGAGUUUCUCAUGUCUGAAAGAAACCAAGGGGAUACAUUCUCGGAUUUUGAACGUAUGACUGAUCGUUUAGUAAACGAGAUUCUUGGUCACAUAUCCUCGUUUCAACUACCACAUUAUCCAUCUAGGAUAAGCUUUGUUGGUCAUUCCCUUGGAACAAUCAUCAUUAGAGCAGCAAUUGCUCGACCUCAAAUGAAACAUUUACUACCAAAAAUGCAUACAUUUUUGUCACUUUCAGGCCCUCAUUUAGGAACUUUAUAUAACACUAGUGGAUUAGUGAAUAUGGGUUUAUGGUUUAUGCAAAAAGUUAAAAAAAGUGGUACUUUACUUCAGCUAUCUUUGAAAGACGCUGCAGAUAUUCGACAAACGUUCCUUUAUCAAUUAGCUCAAAAUUGUCAUUUAAGUUAUUUUAAGCAUGUUCUAUUGUUUGGUUCAUCCCAAGAUAGAUAUGUUCCACCUCAUUCAGCAAGAAUCGAGCUGUGCAAAGCCGCUAUUAAAGAUACAUCGCCCACCGGGUUGGCGUAUCGAGAAAUGGUGAACAAUAUUUUAUGUCCAAUAAUCAACAAAUUGGAUGUUACGUUUAUCCGUUAUGAUGUACAUCACGCAUUGCCGAACACCGCAAACUCAUUGAUAGGAAGAGCAGCUCAUAUAGCAGUUUUAGAUUCAGAUUUAUUCAUUGAAAAGUUUUUGGUGGUAACUGGACUUAAAUAUUUUAGGUAGAUGUAACGAAUAUUUCGUAAAAUCUCUUGUGGUCUUGCAAACUGAAUUUUAUAACGCAAGCACUCGCGGUAUUAUUAUUUUAACAAACUUUAACUAUCAAAUCAUUUAUUAUAGUUAAUAAAGUUUUAAGUUUUAAUACUUUUAUGAAUUGCCCAAGAUUAGAGAGUUUAACAAAAUAUUUAUAAGAAUAAAAUAAUAAUUAACAAAGAA
This is a messenger RNA of Rhopalosiphum padi (bird cherry-oat aphid), 4172 nucleotides long. Its product is annotated as protein FAM135A. The record is from RefSeq and is a predicted model, not a curated record. Lineage: Eukaryota; Metazoa; Arthropoda; Insecta; Hemiptera; Aphididae. The transcript is spliced from 18 exons. Bases 342 to 3962 code for a protein of 1206 amino acids.